Messenger RNA from Solea solea (common sole), 927 nucleotides. RefSeq names its product glutathione peroxidase 7 (gene gpx7). Gene Ontology annotation, molecular function: glutathione peroxidase activity. The transcript is spliced from 3 exons. Gene Ontology annotation, biological process: response to oxidative stress. Lineage: Eukaryota; Metazoa; Chordata; Actinopteri; Pleuronectiformes; Soleidae. The coding region runs from base 121 to 681 and encodes 186 amino acids. The record is from RefSeq and is a predicted model, not a curated record.
ACGUUGCUCUUCUGCGUGUAACUUCUGCUGCUGCUGCUGUUGCUGCUGCUGCUCAACUGUCUCAUCUCAGGAGUUUGCAGAAGUUUACCUGUGCUGUUGCGUUGGCACUUUUCACUGAACAUGACGCUUUCCCGGACGCUCACGUUGUUACUGACUUUACUCAGCCUCGUUGAGAGCAAACAGAAAGACUUUUACAAUUUCAAAGUAGUCAACAGCAGAGGGAAGUUAGUGUCCCUGGAAAAAUACCGGGGCUCGGUGUCCCUGGUGGUGAAUGUAGCCAGUGAAUGUGGAUUCACCGAGGAACACUACAAGGACCUGCAGCAGCUGCAGCGAGACUUUGGGCCAUAUCACUUCAACGUGCUGGCAUUUCCCUGCAACCAGUUUGGGCAGCAGGAACCUGGCAGCGACAAGGAGAUCGACAGCUUUGUGCGCAGAGUCUAUGGAGUCUCCUUCCCCCUUUUCAGUAAAAUUGCUGUUGUUGGAACAGGAGUGAACAAUCUCUACAAAUAUCUUGUUGAGUCUUCUGGAAAGGAGCCUGACUGGAAUUUCUGGAAGUAUCUAAUUGAUGUAAACGGGAACGUGGUGGAUGCAUGGGGACCAAAAGUGUCUGUAAAAGAAAUCCGACCAAAAAUAACGGAAAUGGUGCGAAAAAUAAUCCUAAAGAAGAAAGAAGAGCUUUAACUGAUUGUUUCAAGAAUUUCAAUACAUUCUAAAUUCAUUGUCAGAUGUACAGUAUGUUGCUUAUAUAAUGUGACUCGGAUCCAACUUCACUCCCAGUGAAACCCCACAUGCUCUCUAAACGCACUGAUGAAACACCUCUAUGUUUUAAGUUUGAUGCUAAGUGUUUUGUUGUGUGUAUGACAUCUGACACUGUGGUUUUGAGCUCUGUAUGUUUCAUUUGUGGAAUAAACAUGUUCUGUAAUGAGA